AUGGAGACGGUGAACGCUCAGCCACUGCAAGCGAGGGCUUACGAGGGGGAAGAUCAACUGGUGCAUGUACCGGCAGAGUUGGAAGGCGACUAUGACGAAGGAGGUGGUGCUAAAGCGGCCAUGAAUGGAGGGGACCAAGCUCGGAUGAGCUCUGGAGUAACUAUGAGUCGCUGCAAUUCGGCUCUGCCUUCUCGGACCAGUGAGCUCACCAUCGCCUUCGAGGGCGAGGUCCACGUUUUUCCCGCGGCUACCCCCGAUAAGGUGCAAGCAGUGCUUUUGCUAUUGGGAGGGCGUGAUAUAUCCAGCAGUUUCCCCAGUUCUGAGUCUCUGCUAGAAAGCAAUAGCGGGGCGACAUCUCACAAAAUUCAAAACUUUCACGAAGAACUGCAUCUCUUGUUAAGUUCCGUGAAAAACGGAAAGAGAGAUGCUUUGAAAAGAAAAUUCGAUACACUUGUUGAAAAGAGGUUGCUCAGAGGUAUGAAACCUGUCUUGAUAACUUUCGUCAUAUUGCAUGGUGUUGAUUAUUUCUCUGGAUGUUAUAGUGAUUGCAUGCAGCUCCUUGUUGAAAUAUUCUGGUGGUUUACUCAGAAAUGGUUCUCCAAAACUAUGGUUGGAACAAUACAGCUGUGA
This is a messenger RNA of Prunus armeniaca (apricot), 630 nucleotides long. The record is from the annotation of a GenBank genome assembly. NCBI's taxonomy places the organism in Eukaryota, Viridiplantae, Streptophyta, Magnoliopsida, Rosales, Rosaceae.